AUGCUCGCGCGCCCCUCUCGCGCGAUUCUGCGCACCGUCCCGAAGGCGUCGUCUUCGCGCGCUGCGCUCACCGGCCAGAUCAGGUCGCGUGCUCUGAACAACUCGGCCAAGACUGCCGGAGCGGCCGCCGUCCGCCCCUCGCCUGCCCCUACGUUCCAGGCGCCCCCGAACCAGAACACCCCUGAGUCUCCUUACGCCUACAACGAGUCCGAGAACCCGAACAUCCGUGAUGGCCUCGACCACUCGUUCGUCGGCCUUUCGGGAGGACAGAUCUUCAACGAGAUGAUGAUGCGUCACGGCGUCAAGCAGAUCUUCGGUUACCCGGGAGGAGCUAUCCUUCCCGUUUUCGACGCUAUCCACGAGUCGCCGCACUUCAAUUUCGUCCUCCCCCGUCACGAGCAGGGUGCCGGACACAUGGCUGAGGGCUACGCCCGUGUCACCGGAAAGCCUGGUGUCGUGCUUGUCACCUCUGGACCGGGAGCCACCAACGUGAUCACCCCCAUGCAGGACGCCAUGUCGGACGGUAUCCCCAUGGUCGUCUUCUGUGGACAGGUCGCCACCUCCCUGAUCGGCUCGGACUCUUUCCAGGAGGCUGACGUUGUCGGUAUCUCGCGUUCGUGCACCAAGUGGAACGUCAUGGUUAAGGACAUUGCCGAGCUCCCGCGUCGCAUCAACGAGGCCUUCAAGAUCGCCACCACCGGUCGCCCCGGCCCCGUUCUUGUUGAUCUCCCCAAGGAUGUCACCGCUGCCAUCCUCCGCACCCCCAUCCCUGCCAAGGCCGUCCAGCCUGGUCAGUCACCUUACCUCCCCUCGAACCCCCUCACCCGCAGCCCCUCCAAGAAGCAGGCUGGUGACGCCAAGUUCAUCGAGAAGGCUGCCGAGCUCAUCAACAACGCCAAGCGGCCCAUCAUCUACGCCGGAAACGGUGUUCUCUCCUCUCCCGAGGGACCCAAGCUCCUCAAGGAGCUCGCUGACCGUGCUGGCAUCCCUGUGACCACUACCCUCCAGGGUCUCGGUGCCUUUGACGAGCGCGACGAGAAGUCGCUGCACAUGCUCGGUAUGCACGGUGCCGCCUACGCCAACUUUGCCAUCCAGGAGGCUGACGUUGUCAUCGCUCUGGGUGCCCGUUUCGACGACCGUGUCACCGGCAAGGUCUCCACCUUCGCCCCCGCUGCCAAGCAGGCUGCCCUCGAGGGCACCGGUGGUAUCAUCCACUUUGAGAUCCAGGCCAAGAACAUCAACAAGAUCGUCGAGGCCCAGGUUCCCGUUCUCGGUGACGUCGUUGAGUCGAUGGCCGAGCUCCUCCCCCAGAUCAAGAAGAACGACCGCGCUGCCUGGCUCGCCCGCUGCAAGGCCAACAAGGAGAAGUACCCCUUCGUCUUCACGCCGUCCAAGGCUGGCGAGCGCCUGAAGCCCCAGGAGGUCGUCCGCGAGCUCGACGCUGUCGCUGAGGAGAUGGGCAAGGAGAAGUUCAUCAUCUCCACCGGUGUCGGACAGCACCAGAUGUGGGCGUGCCAGUACUACCGCUGGACCGAGCCCCGCUCGUGGGUCUCGUCUGGUGGUCUCGGCACCAUGGGCUUCGGUGUUCCCGCCGGAACCGGUGCCAAGGUCGCCGCCCCCGAGAAGAUUGUCGUCAACAUUGACGGUGACGCCUCGUUCUCCAUGACCUGCAUGGAGAAGCAGACCUGCUCUCAGUUCAACAUUGGUCUUAAGACCCUCCUCUUCAACAACUCGUUCCAGGGAAUGGUCCACCAGUGGCAGUCUACGUUCUACCAGGAGCGCUUCUCGCACACCCGUAUGGUCAACCCCGACUUCCAGAAGCUCAACCAGGCCAUGGGCGUCAAGACGUGGUACUGCACGAACAAGGAGGACCUGCCGCGCAUGAUGCGCGAGUUCCUCGAGUACGACAACGACAAGCCCGCGCUCAUGGAGUGCAUCGUGUCCUCGGAGGACGUCUACCCCUUCGUCCCCGCCGGCGCCGCGCUCCAGGACCAGGUCCUCCACCCCAUGCUCCGCAAGCGUGCCUAA
Molecule: messenger RNA, 2028 nt
Organism: Trichosporon asahii var. asahii CBS 2479
Lineage: Eukaryota; Fungi; Basidiomycota; Tremellomycetes; Trichosporonales; Trichosporonaceae
Product: acetolactate synthase
Exons: 2
Coding region: 1-2028 (675 amino acids)
Biological process (GO): L-valine biosynthetic process
Cellular component (GO): acetolactate synthase complex; mitochondrion
Molecular function (GO): magnesium ion binding; thiamine pyrophosphate binding; acetolactate synthase activity
Source: RefSeq, a predicted model, not a curated record